This is a messenger RNA of Chelonoidis abingdonii (Abingdon island giant tortoise), 4553 nucleotides long. RefSeq names its product CCR4-NOT transcription complex subunit 10 (gene CNOT10). Gene Ontology annotation, cellular component: CCR4-NOT complex. NCBI's taxonomy places the organism in Eukaryota, Metazoa, Chordata, Testudines, Testudinidae. Gene Ontology annotation, biological process: negative regulation of translation; mRNA catabolic process. The record is from RefSeq and is a predicted model, not a curated record. Gene Ontology annotation, molecular function: protein binding.
CGAAGGGGCGGUGUUCACGCGCUGUCCAGGCACAGGUUCUCGCGUGAGGGGAGCGACUAUGGCGGCGGACAAGGCGGGCGAAAUAACUGGUUUUGUUGGAGAUGGAGUCUGUUAACUCUCUAAGUAUGAAGGUUUUGGAGAGCUGGGCUCCAUUGGCUUUAGAGGAUGAGCCACAGCUGCUGGACUAUGUCAACAGAGUGGCCCAAGUUUGGGACAAGAUAUCUUCUAUUAUUUCUGUGGGCAAUGGGGACUUCUUUUGGCAGAGCAAAGAAGAGAUGUGGCAGUGGAUGCAAACUCAUUCUGAUCAGGGAACUGAGAAACAUGAAGGAGCAGUUACUUCCUCUGGGAUUACUGAUCAGGAAAAGGAGCUGUCAAGUAGUGCAUUACAAGCUUUUAUUGCUGAGAAUUAUGAUGCUUGUCUGCAACAUCUCAGCAGCUUGCAAGAAAUAAACAAAGAUGACUACAAAAUAACUUUGAAUACAGCUGUUGCAGAGUUCUGUAAAAGUAACCAGACUACAACCGACAACUUGAAACAAACACUUAAUCAACUGAAGAAUCAGGUUCAUUCAGCUGUUGAAGAAAUGGAUGGCUUAGAUGAUGUUGAAAACAGCAUGCUUUACUACAAUCAGGCGGUUAUUCUGUAUCAUCUGCGUCAGUACACUGAAGCAAUAUCUGUUGGAGAGAAGCUUUACCAGUUUAUAGAACCUUUUGAAGAGAAGUUUGCCCAGGCUGUGUGCUUCCUGCUUGUAGACUUGUAUCUACUAACUUACCAGGCUGAGAGAGCCUUGCAUCUGCUUUCUGUUUUGGAAAAAAUGAUUUUUCAGGGAAACAAUAACAAAAAUGGAAAAAAUAAUGAGAUAGGUAAUAACACAAAUAAGGAGUCAUCUAAUCAUAGAGCUGAAAGUGGAGCUUUAAUAGAAGCUGCAAAAUCUAAGAUACAUCAGUAUAAAGUGAGAGCCUAUAUCCAGAUGAAGUCUCUAAAAGCAUGCAAAAGGGAGAUUAAGUCCGUUAUGAAUACAGCUGGAAACUCUGCUCCUUCUCUCUUUCUUAAGAGCAAUUUUGAAUAUUUGAGGGGCAAUUAUCGGAAAGCAGUAAAACUGUUGAACAGCUCAAACAUUGCUGAACAUCCAGGAUUCAUGAAAACAGGUGAAUGCUUAAGAUGCAUGUUUUGGAACAAUCUCGGCUGCAUUCAUUUUGCUAUGGGAAAGCACAAUUUAGGAAUUUUCUACUUUAAAAAGGCCCUGCAGGAAAAUGAUAAUGCCUGUGCCCAAUUAGGAACGGGUAGCACAGACCCAGGCAAGAAAUUUUCAGGGAGGCCUAUGUGUACGUUGUUGACUAAUAAACGGUAUGAGUUGCUAUACAACUGUGGAAUUCAGCUUUUACAUAUUGGGAGGCCCCUAGCUGCUUUUGAAUGCUUGAUAGAAGCUGUCCAAGUCUACCACUCAAAUCCACGCCUCUGGUUGAGACUAGCAGAAUGCUGCAUUGCUGCCAACAAGGGGACAUCAGAACAGGAAACUAAAGGUCUUCCAAGCAAAAAAGGAAUUGUACAAUCUAUAGUAGGUCAAGGCUAUCACCGUAAAAUAGUCCUUGCAUCACAAUCAAUACAGAAUGUUGUUUAUAAUGAUGGGCAGUCCUCAGCUAUCCCCGUAGCCAGCAUGGAGUUUGCAGCGAUUUGUCUAAGAAAUGCCUUGCUGUUGCUGCCGGAAGAUCAGCAGGAGCCAAAGCAGGAAAAUGGAUCUAAAACUCACACCCAGUUGGGGGGAAAUGCAGAGAACAAUGAAAGCAGUGAAGCAUGCAGGCUCGAAGGUCACUGCUCGCAAUUAACAGGCUGUCUUCAUUUCAGCAGUAAAAGUCAUGAAGGAGAUAAAUUCAUUCCAGCUCCACCUUCUUCACCUCUGAGAAAACAGGAAUUAGAAAAUUUAAGGUGUUCAAUACUUGCCUGCAGUGCUUAUGUUGCUCUGGCUUUGGGUGAUAACCUUAUGGCUUUGAAUCAUGCAGAUAAACUUCUUCAGCAGCCAAAGCUGUCAGGAUCUCUUAAGUUUCUUGGCCAUUUGUAUGCAGCAGAGGCUCUCAUCUCUCUAGACAGAAUCUCUGAUGCCAUUACUCACUUGAACCCUGAGAACGUCACUGAUGUUUACCUGGGGAUCUCUUCAAACGAGCAGGAUCAAGGGUCAGACAAAGGAGAAAAUGAGGUGAUGGAAUCUUCUGGCAAGCAGACACCCCAGUGUUAUCCCAGUUCAGUCACUUCUGCACGAACAAUGAUGUUGUUUAACCUUGGCAGUGCUUACUGCUUGCGAAGUGAAUAUGAUAAAGCUCGCAAGUGUCUCCACCAGGCUGCUUCACUGAUCCAUCCUAAAGAAAUUCCCCCCGAGGCCAUUCUACUGGCUGUGUAUCUUGAACUACAGAAUGCGAAGAUGGCCAUCACAUCAGCAAGAUGGGUAAGUGAGAUCCAAGUACUGAUGGCUGACCCUCCCUUCGCAAUCUUCUAUUCCAUUAAGAUAUCUCAAGGACACAUUCCAAGUUCCUGCCAAAAGUGGUUACUGAGUUCCACUUGCCAAUAUUCGUUUCCAAGCCUCUUGCCUCAAGAGCAGAAGUAACGCUACAUUCCUUAAAUGGCAGGAGGGUAUUAGCCUUCUAUCUGCAUAGGACACAACCAUUCUCAUAUUCUCCAAGGCUAUUUGUCUGUUUUGCAAAAAGAAUAAAGGGAUCAGCCAUAUCAAUACAGAGACCAUCAAACUGAAUCUCCAACUACAUCAAGACCUGCUAUGAAGUAGGCAUGAUAGAGCCACUUGGUUCCUUGAGCUCAUUCAACUAGAGCUUAAGCAUCAUUAUCAGCUUCACUGGAGAGAUGUUACUCACAUGCACAUUCCGCACACCCUCCAUCCGCUCAGCUUUGGCGUCCUUACCCUUCAGAUUCUGCAGUUCAGAAGAAACAGAGGAGCACUGGUGCAUGCUGCCCUUACAUGUCCUUUAUGUGGGGCACAGAGACUCUAAGAGUACUGCUCAUGUCCACCUAUAGUGCAAUGUGUAUAUGGACAGCACAUCUCAAAGGACUCCAGUUAUUGUAAAAUGAGUCACUUUUUCCCAUUCCUGCAAAUGUUAUUUCCCCUGUUCGUGUGUGAAGGACCCACAUGGAACAGGAAUGAAGGCCCUCAUUCUGAGCUGCUCUGCAUGGACACAACCAAGCACCCACUUGAAACCCUGCUGAAGCCAUCAGGACCUCCAGAGCAGAACCACCUGCAGGACUGGGGCAUUAGUAACUGAACAGAAAGUGCUGUUGGUGCUCAAUUUGUCACCACUCUAAUCUGUUACAAUCGUGUUACAAGUAAAAAUAGUACAUAAGUCUCACUCCUCUCUGAAUAUGUUUUAACCUGAUAUUUUGAAAAUAUACGUUGAAAAAUCUUAAAAGAAAAACUAAGUAUGAAAUCUCAUCUUGUUUUUUGUGAUAAUUUGUGUUGAGUGAGAUUUAUUUUUUACAUAGAAUUCCUAACAAAGACAUCUUUUGAGGAAAAAUAGAUGCCACCAAAAAAUUUUAAAUAGUCUGAAUAAAAGAGGUCCCUUCAAUUAACCAGAUUUUGCUUACCUGGUUUCUUUGACUGCACAGCUACUAUGUUAAUGACAGCUCUAGACAAGACCUGAAGUUUUUUUUAUUUUCUUUUGUUUAGUUUUUUAAAGCAAACUUUGGGAAACCCUUCUGGCUUUACUAACUGAAUUUACAAAGCAGAAGAGAACAAUCCCAUUUUCUUUUCCUUUUCAGGUCUCCUCCUCAAAGUGGUAUAGAUGUUCAGUGUGACUAGAGUUGUUUAUAGAAACAUCACUUCAGUUCAGAAAUUCUCAUUACUCUUUCCCCCUCUUUUCAUGUUAAGGACUUGAGAGAGAACUCAAAACCCAAUCUUUUCAGAAUUCAUUAAACAGAAAACAAUUCAGGGUCAUGUUGGUUUUUUUUUGUGUUUUUUUUAAGGCCAUUUUUUCAAUGAAACCUUUUGUUUUGAAAAAUUUGGACUAGCUCUAAGCAUGACUGAUUUAAGCUGGAAUCUUAGCUUUAAUGUUUUCUGAUGUGUAUCCUUGAUGUCUCAUUUGUGUUUCCAUUUCUUAUGUACUAUGUAGUCUGUGGGGAUGAUUGAGAGAUCAGUGAUGGCAAAAGAGUAUAAUUGUCUAAGAACCUUUGUUUUCAGAUCUAAUAGGGUUGUACAAAAGUCCAAGCUGGGUGUAGGAGCGAGGUGGCUCUGUCAAGUACUCUGCCAACUCUAAAGUCAGGUGUCUGUCCUGAAGGUGUAACUGUUAAUAGCUAGGAACAGCAGCUAGAAUUGAGUAGUAUUGGUGCUUCAACUUUCUUUUGUUUGUGCAUCUGUAGUAGGUGACAUCCGCUUAUCAGUAUGUUGAUCAUUAUGAAAUAGCAUAUGCCAGCUGCAGCAUAAGGUUUACCUGAGUUGCAUGGGCAGGAGCUACCACUGGCAGGGGAUUGUCUAGAUGACUUUUCAAGUUUUUUUUUUUCUGUCUCCUGUGACUCAAGUUUGUCAUGGGUAGAAGUGAAUUAACUAGAAACUGUUUGU